Messenger RNA from Phodopus roborovskii (desert hamster), 3050 nucleotides. RefSeq names its product peptidylprolyl isomerase like 4 (gene Ppil4). Bases 5 to 1483 code for a protein of 492 amino acids. Gene Ontology annotation, molecular function: peptidyl-prolyl cis-trans isomerase activity; RNA binding. Gene Ontology annotation, cellular component: nucleus. Gene Ontology annotation, biological process: protein peptidyl-prolyl isomerization. The transcript is spliced from 13 exons. Lineage: Eukaryota; Metazoa; Chordata; Mammalia; Rodentia; Cricetidae. The record is from RefSeq and is a predicted model, not a curated record.
CGCCAUGGCGGUCCUGCUGGAGACCACGCUGGGCGACGUGGUCAUCGACUUGUACACCGAGGAGCGGCCGCGCGCUUGCUUGAAUUUUCUGAAGUUGUGCAAAAUAAAAUAUUACAAUUAUUGCCUUAUUCACAAUGUACAGAGGGAUUUUAUCAUACAAACAGGAGAUCCUACAGGGACUGGCCGUGGAGGAGAGUCUAUAUUUGGACAACUGUAUGGUGAUCAAGCAAGUUUUUUUGAGGCAGAAAAAGUGCCAAGGAUUAAGCACAAGAAGAAAGGCACUGUGUCCAUGGUGAACAAUGGCAGUGAUCAACAUGGAUCUCAGUUUCUUAUCACUACAGGAGAAAAUCUAGAUUACCUUGAUGGUGUUCAUACAGUGUUUGGGGAGGUGACAGAAGGCAUGGACAUAGUUAAGAAAAUCAAUGAGACCUUUGUAGACAAGGAUUUUGUUCCAUAUCAAGAUAUCAGGAUAAAUCAUACAGUGAUUUUAGAUGACCCGUUUGAUGACCCUCCUGAUUUAUUAAUUCCUGAUCGAUCACCAGAACCUACCAAGGAACAAUUAGAUAGUGGUCGGAUAGGAGCAGAUGAAGAAAUUGAUGACUUCAAAGGAAGAUCAGCUGAAGAAGUAGAAGAAAUAAAGGCAGAGAAAGAGGCUAAAACUCAAGCUAUUCUUCUAGAGAUGGUGGGAGACCUACCCGAUGCAGAUAUUAAACCUCCAGAAAAUGUGUUGUUUGUGUGUAAAUUGAAUCCAGUGACCACAGAUGAGGACCUGGAGAUAAUAUUCUCAAGAUUUGGGCCAAUACGAAGUUGUGAAGUUAUUCGAGAUUGGAAAACAGGCGAAUCCCUGUGUUAUGCUUUUAUUGAAUUUGAAAAGGAAGAAGACUGUGAGAAGGCGUUCUUCAAAAUGGAUAACGUACUCAUAGAUGACAGGAGAAUACAUGUGGAUUUUAGCCAGUCUGUUGCAAAGGUUAAAUGGAAGGGGAAAGGUGGGAAAUACACCAAGAGUGAUUUUAAGGAGUAUGAAAAGGAACAAGAUAAACCAUCCAAUUUGGUUCUGAAAGAAAAAGUAAAGCCCAAACAGGAUGCAAAAUAUGAUCUUAUAUUAGAUGAGCAGGCAGAAGACUCAAAAGCAAGUCACUCACACACGAGUAAAAAGCACAAGAAGAAAACACGUCACUGCUCUGAAGAAAAAGAAGAUGAAGAAUAUAUGCCAAUCAGAAAUCCUAAUCAGGAUAUCUACAGGGAAAUGGGUUUUGGCCAUUAUGAAGAUGAAGAAAGCUGUUGGGAGAAACAGAAAAAUGAAAAGAGAGAACGACGUCAGAACCGCAGUCGGAGCCGAUCUCGAGAAAGGGACGGUCACUAUAGCAACAGCCACAAACCCAAGUACCAGACAGAUCCAUUUGAAAGGGAAAGGAGUAGAAAGAGAGACCGAAGCAGAAGUCCAAAGAGACCCAGAGACAAAGAAAAAUCUAAGUACAGAUAAGCAGGACCAGGGGGAGGUCCGUGGCUAGCAGGUCUGCUGCCGCCUGACCUGGAGCCCUCACAGACUCGCUCGGUCCCUGCUGGCGGCACAGCUAACUCCGCCACAGCCUUCCGGGUUAACCCUGAUGGUGUGGGCACUGGGAGAGAGCUGGUGUUUUCUGUGUACGUUUUUAUACAAAUUGUAUUGUUAUACAUACAUGGUAGCAUUCAUAUUAACAUCUUUCAUAUUUUCAGACCUUUUUAAACGGAGCUUUUCAUGCCACAGAAGUCCAUCAGUUGUAUAGAAGACAUGAAACAUAGUGUAAGAGUAGUGUAAGAGAAGGAGUGUUAGUCACUAUGGAAGUUCCACAUGCCCCCCCCAGGAAUUAUCUUCCCGUAGUUGUGUUUGCCUGCUGUUAAUGUUAUAUUAGUCACUAUGGAAGUUCCACAUGCCCCCCCCAGGAAUUAUCUUCCCGUAGUUGUGUUUGCCUGCUGUUAAUGUUAUAUUAGUCACUAUGGAAGUUCCACAUGCCCCCCCCAGGAAUUAUCUUCCCGUAGUUGUGUUUGCCUGCUGUUAAUGUUAUAUUAGUCACUAUGGAAGUUCCACAUGCCCCCCCCCCAGGAAUUAUCUUCCCGUAGUUGUGUUUGCCUGCUGUUAAUGUUAUAUGGUUUUGAAUUUUUGUAUAAAUGAUAUGUAUGUUUACUUCUGUGACUUUUGAAAGAGUUGAUUGAUUUUUACUGUUAAGUAGUUGUGAUGAAUGUGGUGCAGUUGACCUGUUGCUCAGCUGGUGGGCUGUUGAGUGUUGUGAGCAUGUGUGUGGGGGCGUGGUACUAUCUAGCCAUAUUGUUUGAAUUUCAAUGCAUUUAUAACUAUGGUUGCUUAAUUUAUCUGGUAUGUGGAUUUGUGUGUGUGUGAGCAGAGGUAGCCACAAUGCAUAGUCCACCAUGCAGUCUACCAUGAGCUUAGGGCGGUUGUUGCUCCGUUCUCAUACACGCCUGACCUCCAAUAGGAAAGGCUUCAUUGCAUCCUGGCUAGGGAGACGGUGGCUCACUUGGUACCACGCUUGCUUCACAAGAUUCUCGGGACUACAUAACCAGGCCGACAGUGCGUGCUUAUAUCCCAGCACCAGGAAGGUGGAGCAGGUGAAGCUUCGGGGUUGGGAGAUACCUCAUCUCAAAAACCGUGGUGGAGAGCAAUUAAGGAAGAUGCCUGACUUUGACCUCUUACGUCCACGUAUGUGUACAAAGUUGUGCAUGCACAUGCACAGAGAAAAAUGGAUAGACAACUGCAAGUGUUGUUUGCACAGGUGAUUCUAAAACGUGGUCUGGAAAAAUGGUGAGACAAACUGGGAACAGUAAGAAGUUGCCUACCGGCAGCUGAGACUUGAUGUAAAAUAGCUCUGGAAUAUUGACAUGGUAAAAGUUGAUACACCGAGCAUUUCAAGGGGAAAAAUAUCCUUUAUUGCAAAUGACGAGAAGCUGUUUUAUUUUUCCUAUACAUUUGACAGUAAUUUUAUAUACUUAUGAAGGUGUAAUAUAUUUUGAUAUAUGUUCAUAUUCUGGGAUGAGUAAAUCCAUUUACAAAUGUU